This is a messenger RNA of Beta vulgaris subsp. vulgaris (sugar beet), 2186 nucleotides long. RefSeq names its product jasmonoyl--L-amino acid synthetase JAR6. NCBI's taxonomy places the organism in Eukaryota, Viridiplantae, Streptophyta, Magnoliopsida, Caryophyllales, Amaranthaceae. Gene Ontology annotation, molecular function: acid-amino acid ligase activity. Gene Ontology annotation, cellular component: cytoplasm. The record is from RefSeq and is a predicted model, not a curated record. Bases 301 to 2019 code for a protein of 572 amino acids. The transcript has 5 exons.
UUCACCAAUUUUUGUAUUGAUUAGUCUUCAACCAAGAAAGAGAUAGAGAGAGUCAAAACACAUUUCCUUUUUAUCUCUUUGUAACAAUUUUUAUAAAACAAGUAAAAAAGAUCUCACUUAACUACCAUUUAAAUCCAGAAUAACAUUUUUUUUCUCUCUAUCUUCAAGUUUAUCUAUCUUACUUAUCCACCACUUUCACUACCAACAAACAACAACAACUUCAAACUCCCAACUCUUUCUCUCUCCUCUUCUUCUUCCUCUGUUCAUCACUUCAUAUUCCAGGAAGUUAAUUGAGUGAAAAUGUUGCUGAAAAUGGAAGAAUUUGAGUCAGAAAAAGUGAUCAAGGAUUUUGAGGAGUUAACCAAGAAUGCAGGAAAAGUACAGGAGGAAACACUGAAGAAGAUACUAGAAGAAAAUGCUGAAACAGAGUAUUUGCAACUAUUAGGUUUAAAUGGAAAAACAGACGUGGAAAGUUUUAAGCAAUGUGUUCCUCUUGCAACUCACAAAGAUUUAGAACCUUACAUUCAAAGAAUUAUGGAUGGAGAAACUAAUCCUAUCCUUACUGGCAAACCUGUCCCCACCAUUUCUUUAAGCUCAGGAACAACCCAAGGAAAGCAGAAGUUUGUACCAUUUAAUGAUGAACUCUUUCAGAACACUAUGCAAAUCUACCUUACCUCAUUUGCGUACAGAAACAGAGACUAUCCAAUCCAAAAUGGAAAAGCCUUAGCUUUCAUCUAUAGUAGCAAACAGUUCACAACCAAAGGAGGUAUACCUGCAGGAACUGCAACUACUAAUGUUUUCCGGCACCCUGAAUAUAGACAGCUUAUGAAGGGAAUACAGUCCCAAUGUUGCAGUCCUGAUGAAGUGGUUUUUGGAUCAGAUUUUCAUGAAUCCUUAUACUGUCAUCUUCUCUGCGGUUUGUUAUACUACAAUGAGGUUCAGUUCAUUUCCUCAACCUUUGCUCAUAGCCUUGUACAAGCAUUUCAAACAUUCGAACUAAUAUGGGAAGAUCUUUGCUCUGAUAUCCGAGAUGGAAUCUUGAAUGAAAGAAUCACUGAUCUACCAACUCGAGCUGCAAUGUCUAAACUCCUUAAGCCUAACCCGGAGUUAGCUGACCUGAUUUACAAAAAAUGCUCAAGUUUGAGUAAAUGGUAUGGUCUAAUUCCUGAGCUUUUCCCGAAUGCUAAGUAUGUUUAUGGGAUAAUGACGGGUUCCAUGGAGCCUUACGUGAAACAAUUAAGGCGAUAUGCUGGUUGGUUGCCUUUGGUUUGUGCUGAUUAUGGAGCGUCAGAAGGGUGGGUUGCAGCCAAUGUUAAUCCAAGAUCACCCCCUGAAUCCGCUACUUUUGCUGUUCUUCCCAACAUUGGCUACUUUGAGUUCAUUCCUUUGAAGGAGUCUAGGACCAGUGAACCUAAAUCUAUUGGCUUGUCUGAGGUUGAAGUUGGCCAAGAGUAUGAAAUUAUUCUCACCAACUUUGCAGGUUUAUAUCGCUAUAGGCUAGGAGAUGCUGUCAAGGUAAUGGGGUUCUAUAACUCUACUCCAGAGCUAAAAUUUCUAUGCCGUCAAAACCUUUUGCUGAGCAUCAACAUAGACAAGAACACUGAGAAAGAUUUACAGCUCGCGGUGGAAGAAGCGAGCAAGCUAUUGGUAGCAGAGAAGGUAGACCUUAUUGAUUUCACUAGCCAUGUAGAUGUAUCCAAAGAAAAAGGUCAUUAUGUGAUUUUCUGGGAGCUAAGUGGUGACGCUGAUGAGAAUGUUCUAAAAGAGUGUUGCAACUGCUUGGACCGAGCUUUCGUUGAUGCCGGUUAUGUAAGCUCGCGUAAGGUAAAUUCAAUCGGACCACUUGAGCUCCGGAUAUUGAAGAAGGGAACCUUCUAUAAGAUAUUACUUCAUAGUUUGAGCAUGGGAAAUACUCUUAACCAGUUUAAGACACCAAGAUGUGUUGGGUCUAGUAAUAAGUCUGUCUUGCAAAUUGUGUGUAAUAAUGUUGUUAAAACUUACUUCAGUACUGCUUAUUAGUGAAUUAGAUGAGUGUGUAUGUUAGUAUGUUAUUACUGGUAAAAACUUGAUGUAUGCUCAAUGAGAAAGGGGCAGUUUAACUAUUGACAUGUCGCUUCCUACUACUUGUAUCCUUUAUUUUUCUCAUUAUGAGAUUGAAAAUAAAAUGUGCAAAUUCUGAUUUUAAA